This is a messenger RNA of Vespa mandarinia (Asian giant hornet), 1817 nucleotides long. RefSeq names its product eukaryotic translation initiation factor 2 subunit beta (gene eIF2beta). Gene Ontology annotation, biological process: formation of translation preinitiation complex; translational initiation. The record is from RefSeq and is a predicted model, not a curated record. Gene Ontology annotation, cellular component: eukaryotic translation initiation factor 2 complex. Gene Ontology annotation, molecular function: translation initiation factor activity; translation initiation factor binding; mRNA binding. Lineage: Eukaryota; Metazoa; Arthropoda; Insecta; Hymenoptera; Vespidae.
GUUCAAAAGUCGAAUUUCUGAUGCAACACUCUGGAAGAAGUCUUGAAUACGUUGGAUGGAUGAGUGUCGAUUGAAGAUAUUUGUAAAAUUAGCUAUUUAAAGUCAUUAGAAAAUAUUGAAAUUUCUGUAAAAUCUUCAACGGUUUAAUUUCACAUACAAAAUGACAGAAGAAGAUUCGAUUUUUGACCCCAGCUUAAAGAAAAAGAAAAAGAAAAAGAGGGGUGUAUUUGACAUUGAUGGUGAAUUCAAUGAAGCAGGUAGCACUGGUGAUGCUAAUGAAAUGACAGGUGAUAAGGAAAAUCAAGAACCAGAACCUCUUAUGGCUGAGGAUGAUGAAACUUUGGAUCUGGAAAAUUUUGGAAAAAAAAAGAAAAAAAAGAAAAAGGCAUUUAAUUUAAAUGACUUAGAUGCUGCUUUACCAGAUGCAAAAAAAGAAGAUGUUAUGGAGCCACCAGUGGAAGAAACUGCUGUAGAUGAUAAUUUAGAUUUAGAUAUGGAUUUUUCAAAAACAAAAAAGAAGAAGAAGAAGAAGAAGGAUCUAGACGAAUUAGUGGCAGAAGAAGAGCGUAAAGAAAUCGAAGACAAAGAAAAUGUGGAGGAAACAAGUUUGUGGGUAGGAUCAGAUAGAGAUUAUACGUAUGAUGAAUUACUUGUAAGAGUAUUCAACAUCAUGCGAGAAAAGAAUCCUGAUAUGGUUGCUGGUAAGAAGCAGAAAUUUGUUAUGCGUCCUCCACAGGUUGUACGUAUAGGUACAAAGAAAACAUCUUUUGCUAAUUUUACAGAGAUAUGUAAAACAUUACAUAGACAACCAAAACAUUUACUUGAUUUCUUAUUGGCUGAAUUGGGUACAAGUGGCUCUGUAGAUGGAAACAGUCAACUUAUUAUUAAAGGACGUUUCCAACAAAAACAAAUUGAGAAUGUGCUUAGGAGAUAUAUCAAGGAAUAUGUUACCUGUCACACAUGUCGUUCACCAGACACUAUUCUUCAAAAAGAUACUCGACUAUUUUUCUUACAAUGUGAAACUUGUGGGUCUAGGUGCUCUGUAGCCAGUAUAAAAUCUGGAUUUCAAGCUGUCACAGGAAAACGUGCUGCUAUUCGAGCAAAAACUGCCUAAACAAUUUCUCAUUUUUUCCAUGGAUAUCAUGAAUUCUUUUUUAAAAUCUAUCUCAGCUUGCUUAUAUCGAAAAAUCAUACUUCUUUAAUUUAUUACAUCAGUACAUAAAACAAAACUGAAAGUAUUACAUACAUCAACAAAAUAUCUGUCUAUUUUGAGUUUGUAUUACCAUAUUAAAAGUUGAAUGUACAUACAUGGUAAUACCUAGAAAACUUUCUUCUCUAUUCUGAUACAUUAUUUUUCCUGUUGAAGUCAGCAGAUAAGUAAUGUGCAUUGCAUCCUACAAAGUUCACAUUAGGUCAUUAAAAAAAUCAUCUUUUACUGGAACAUGUAGUUUAGCUAGCGCAUUACUUAUCCAUGUCACUAAUAUUUUAAUGCAAUAUCUUUUAAAGAACAAAUUGUUCAAGUAUAAAAUAGUAUAUAGUACCAAUUGUUAAAAAUGCUUAAACAAUUAAUAAUUUCUUAUAUUAUUUUAUUAACACAAAAUUUAUAAUAUUAGAUUGAAUGCCACCAGUGUUUCAUAUAUACAAAUACAGAAAAGAAUGAAGAAUUUAUUAUUGUUCCAUUGUUUUUAAACAAUAAUGAUCAUAUAAGUAAUGCAUAAUAUGUCAAGCUUCUUUCAGAUUUUACUGAUGAAGUCAUUUCCUAGGUAAUAAUUUAUUCAAAUAAUGUAUUUACUAGGUAAUAAAUUUAUUUGGAAGGA